AUGACAGAUAAACUCCCAGCAAACCUUUUGGUGCUCUUUGCACCUCGACCACCUCUCCGUUAUCUCCCCCACUGCGAUUAUGCUCCAGAGAAGCGCAGAACCGCUCCGAUCAGUGGCGUUGCGGCGUUUCUUGAAGAGCUCAAGAAACCGGAUCCAAACUAUGUUCCAACCGAGAGCUGGAUGCAACGACGGGACCGACUGAGAGAAGAGAAAAAAGCGGCCUUGGAGAAAAAAACAAAGGAAGGGCUUGAUGCUUACGACCCAGAACAUGACCCGCUUGUCAGAGGUGAUCCUUACAAGACCUUAUUUGUGUCUAGAUUGAGUUACGAAGUCAAGGAAAACGAUCUUGAGCGCGAAUUUGGACGCUUUGGUCCCAUCGAGAGGGUACGUAUUGUGCACGACAAAGAUACAGGCAAGCACAGAGGGUAUGCGUUUAUUGUAUAUGAACGUGAGAAGGACAUGAAGGGUAUUGAAACCGAAGACUCCCCCUAUCCAUUUUAUAUCUCCCCUCCCCUGCCGCAAUUCGCAUCUGCUUACAAAGAAACCGAUGGAAUACGUAUCAAGGAUCGCCGUGUCCUCGUCGAUGUCGAACGCGGCCGUACUGUCAAGGGAUGGAAGCCAAAGCGCCUUGGUGGCGGUCUCGGCGGCCGUGGAUACACCAAAAUUCCUGUAACGCGCCCCACAGGUCCCUCCGGCUUUGGUGGUGACGGACCCCGUGGACCAGGCGGACCAGGCGGCUUCGGAGGCCGUGGCUUUAGAGGUGGCGGAGGUGGUAACUUCCGUGGAGGAUUCCAGGGUGGUCGUGGAGGAGGUGGGUUCACCGGAGGCAACAGAUUCGAGAUCGGAGGCGGUCGUGGCCCCCGAGGCGGUAUCGGUUUCCAAGGCGGCGAUAGAGGUGGUCAGAAUGGCUACAGCGGAGGCGGAGGCGGCGGAUAUCCUGGUGGAGCCGAGGCCCCACCAAAUGCACCAACUGGGCCUGGAGGACGUAGGGGAGGCGGUGGAGGCGGUGGGUAUGGUGGCAGUGACCACAGAGGUAGCGGUGGGUAUCAAGGAUCCGGUGGGUAUGAUCGCAGUGCUGGUAACGACCGUGGUGGCCGUAGCGGUGGCUAUGACCGUGAUGGUGGCAGCAGAGGCGGCGACAGGUAUGGAGGUGACCGCGACGCUGGCGGAGGCAGGUUUGGUGGACACAGAGAUGACCACCGAGGUGGUCAUGGCGACAGGGGCUCCCACGGUGAUAGAGGAUCUCAUGGUGAUAGAGGUUCACACGGUGAUAGGGGCGGUUACGACGACGGCCAUUCGAGAAAGCGCGCCUACGACGGCGCCGGUGAUGGAGGGUAUGGAAGCGGCGAUAGACACAGGAGAAGGUAUCAGUAG
Molecule: messenger RNA, 1374 nt
Organism: Morchella sextelata
Lineage: Eukaryota; Fungi; Ascomycota; Pezizomycetes; Pezizales; Morchellaceae
Exons: 4
Coding region: 1-1374 (457 amino acids)
Biological process (GO): mRNA splicing, via spliceosome
Cellular component (GO): precatalytic spliceosome; U1 snRNP; U2-type prespliceosome
Molecular function (GO): mRNA binding; U1 snRNA binding
Source: RefSeq, a predicted model, not a curated record